Rhinopithecus roxellana (golden snub-nosed monkey) is the source of this 828-nucleotide messenger RNA. It is a transcript of the gene ZG16B, whose product is annotated as zymogen granule protein 16B. The coding region runs from base 167 to 676 and encodes 169 amino acids. NCBI's taxonomy places the organism in Eukaryota, Metazoa, Chordata, Mammalia, Primates, Cercopithecidae. The transcript is spliced from 4 exons. The record is from RefSeq and is a predicted model, not a curated record.
UGGGCCUUCCCCCAGGAAGAGCCCCACAGCCAGCUCCUUCCUGUCCCCCUGGUGGCCCCUUGCUCCUUCCUUCUGGAUGGGGGCCUAGAGGGCCCAGGAGCGUAUAAAGGCGAUGUGAAGGGUGCCCGACACAGCCAGACACCCAGUCACAGGCGAGAGCCCUGGGAUGUGCCAGCCACAGGCCAUGCUGCUGCUGCUCACGCUUGCCCUCCUGGGGGGCCCCACCUGGGCAGGGAAGAUGUACGGCCCUGGAGGAGGCAAGUAUUUCACCACCACUGAAGCCUACGACCAUGAAAUCACAGGGCUGCGGGUGUCUGUGGGUCUUCUCCUGGUGAAAAGUGUCCAGGUGAAACUUGGAGACACCUGGGACGUGAAACAGGGCGCCUCAGGUGGGAAUACCCAGGAAGUCACCCUGCAGCCAGGCGAAUACAUCACAAAAGUCUUUGUUGCCUUCCAAGCUUUCCUCCGGGGUAUGGUCGUGUACACCAGCAAGGACCGCACUUUCUAUUUUGGGAAGCUCGAUGGUCAGAUCUUCUCUGCCUACCCCAGCCAAGAGGGGCAGGUGCUGGUGGGCAUCUAUGGCCAAUAUGGACUCCUCGGCAUCAAGAGCAUUGGCUUUGAAUGGAAUUACCCACUAGAGGAGCCGACCACUGAACCGCCAGUUAGUUUCACAUGACCAUCAAAGGCAUCCUCGGGUCUCUAGGGUGGGGUACGGGGCCAUCCGAGCUGAGGCCAUCUGGGUGGUGGUGGCUGAUGGUACUGGAGUAACGGAGUCGGGACGCUGAAUCUGAAUCCACCAAUAAAUAAAGUUUCUGCAGAAUCAGUGCA